Messenger RNA from Apodemus sylvaticus (European woodmouse), 1391 nucleotides. Its product is annotated as protein FAM104A-like. The record is from RefSeq and is a predicted model, not a curated record. The transcript has 4 exons. Lineage: Eukaryota; Metazoa; Chordata; Mammalia; Rodentia; Muridae. The coding region runs from base 193 to 645 and encodes 150 amino acids.
GGGACUCCAGCUGAUUUUCGCUAGGGCGAGGAUGGGCGUUUGGGCUUUCAUCGCGGAUCCGGUUCGCUGUGCUUUCUUAGGCAAGUACGAGUGACUUCGGCGGUUUUCUCCAUUCCGCUUACCUUCCGGAGUAUUCAUUUCUACAACCGUUGACUGAAAAGCAGCAGAAAUUUUUUUUUGUUCUGUGCGGGAAUGUCAGCACUGAGAGAAGACCCACAGGAACUCUGCUUGCUUUCUCUGUCAUCUGGCAAUUUUACCUCAUUGUCCCCAAGGAGAAGGCAGACUGCUUCUUUGAUCCUGUCCAGUAGGAAACGAAGAUCAGAUGACAACGAGGAUGAUAACCUCCACCCUCCUAAUUCGAAGAGGACUAAGAGGGACCAGGCCUUACAGGACACUCGUGCUAUAGAGUCGACAAGCAGUGAUUAUGAAAGGAACCAAAGCAACUUCAAUAACCCCAAUCGUGAGAGAGUGCCAGAGAGCAGCUUAAACCAGAAUACUGCUGAACUAGACUCCAAUGCCCCUGGGUUCUCCCAAGAGGAGGACUAUGAAGUGUGCCAAGACCAAGAUCCUUACUCCCACAUUAACAACAUCUUGAAGGAGGCUCAUUUCUACAGCCUCCAGCAGAGAGGACACUCUCCGACAUGAAGGCCUAGGCAUCCUCCUUUACUGUUUAUAAAAAUCAAUGGCAUUCACGCAAAGCAGUCUUGGCUUUUGUCUGUAUUUUCAGUAAGAGGUUAAUGGGCACUGUAUUCUUUUGUUGUUUUGCUUCACCACUGCAAUCUGAAAGGAUCAUUUAUGACAGUUGGAUAUGUUUUCUGUCAUGUCUGAUGUCCUAUUCAUGUUAAAAUAGCAGUAUGAGGACUUCUCCUGAGACUGAAUGGAUUACAUGUCUAAUUCAGGUUAGUUUCCAAGUUGCUCAAUUAGGGUGUACAUGUUAAAUGUUGUUUUAAAAUGUGAUUUCCUUAUGUUUUUCCUUGAAAUGUAAAAGAACAAACUAUCAGAAGCCAACAGCAAAUCAGUAAUGAGCAUUGGGAAAGAGGGGAAAUGUGGGUAGCUUGCUCUCAUUCUGAUAUGAACAUGGGCUGAUCCUCAGAAGGGAAAUUUCUACAGAUAUCAUCUACCUAUACUGGUGCAAACAUCAGCCCACGUAGGCUGUGAACUUGAAGCCUGUGUCUAGUAACUGCAUUCUUUGUAUUUCAGUGGAGAAGCAUUCUUCCUUUAAUGCUCCUGUGUGUGCUCUUAAGACUUGUGUCAAACUCUUAUAAUUCAGAGAAGUGCAUAGCAAUGCUGUAGCUUAAGUACAAAAAUUGGAUAUUUACUGCUUCUGUGUUGUCUCUUACAGUUCCAUCUAUUAUGUCUAAUGUUGAUAAAAUCUAAGCUAUUGCAAACGA